Messenger RNA from Trichomonas vaginalis G3, 855 nucleotides. RefSeq lists its product as uncharacterized. Lineage: Eukaryota; Parabasalia; Trichomonadida; Trichomonadidae. The record is from RefSeq and is a predicted model, not a curated record. The coding region runs from base 1 to 855 and encodes 284 amino acids. The transcript has a single exon.
AUGUUUCGUGCUCAACCUGUUUGCUCGAAAUAUCUAGAUCUAGCCGAAAAAGCACGCGCUUAUGAUAGGCACACCUAUGCUCUUAAACACAAUCCACAUAGGCCGAUUUCAAAGAAACCUAACGUUGCACAAAUAUUUUAUAUCAACAGGCAAAGGAAGAAUGAAGAGCUUGAAAUGGCUAAAAGGAAUGAUGUUAAAAACAGCCAGAACAUUGAUAGUAUUUGGAAAAAGGCCCAUGGUAUCCCAAUUCAAGAAGACUUUUUUGCGACAACACCUAAAAUACAAAGUCGCUCAGCUCAACUUCCUUGGAGUGAAAGACUUAAAUACUGCGAAGCUGAAUUUCCAACUGAAAACGAAAAGGGAAUUUCAUCUUCUUCAUCUUCUUUGAGCAAUAGCAGAUGCGAAAGCUCUAACAGAAGUCAGUCUUCUUUUACACAAGAGCUCGAAUCUGGAAUGCAUGUUAACUACAAUUCAAGACAGAAGACACCAGGUAGGCGAACUCCAAAACAGGAUGAUUACGAGCUAGUAUAUGAUAAGCGUCCUACAGAAAAGUCAAACAAGAAUGGUGUUACCCCAAAACCGCAAAAACGCGCUAAAAGUUCAAACAAAUAUCAAUCAUCUCAGUCUCCAAUACCUGAGUCACCUGAUAAUAAUAGCGUACCACAAAACAAUGCCGAGAGUAAUGUGCAGGAUUCUAAACAGAUGAAUGGAGAGUACAACUCCAAUCUAGUUUCACUUAACACAUUUACAAAUAACCUUGAAAAGGCAAUGAACCACGAAACAGAUGAAGAAGAAUCAGAAGGACUUCUAGAUCAGAUGCUAGAUAAUAAGAAUGAACAAAACUCCAACAAUUAA